Molecule: messenger RNA, 1303 nt
Organism: Esox lucius (northern pike)
Lineage: Eukaryota; Metazoa; Chordata; Actinopteri; Esociformes; Esocidae
Gene: aipl1
Product: aryl hydrocarbon receptor interacting protein-like 1
Exons: 6
Coding region: 134-1129 (331 amino acids)
Molecular function (GO): protein binding; peptidyl-prolyl cis-trans isomerase activity
Source: RefSeq, a predicted model, not a curated record
UGUUUAUAUCUCUAGAUGCAGACCUGUGCCAGGUUGCUGUAGGGGAAGCACUCAAACACACUUGUGCCCACAUGCCUUUUCACACUCACACAGCUCUUUACUUACAGUGCACAUAGACAGACAACCAAGACAGAUGUCUUCAGAUAUGGACCGGACCAUGCUCCUGGGCGUGGAAGGCAUAAAGAAGACCAUCCUCCAUGGAGGGAUCGGUGAGUUGCCCCGGAUCAUCACUGGAACCAAGGUGACCUUCCACUUCCGUACCCAGCUGUGCGACACUGAGCGUACAGUGGUGGAUGACAGUAAAGUGGUGGGCAUGCCCAUGGAGGUGGUGAUUGGGAACAUGUUCAAGCUGGAGAUCUGGGAGACGCUUCUAAGCUCCAUGAGAAUCGGAGAGGUGGCCGAGUUCUGGUGCGAUGUCACUCACACCGGCCUGUACCCCCUGGUGGCCAAGAGCCUGCGCCGCAUUGCGGAGGGCAAGGACCCUGUGGACUGGCACAUCCAUACAUGUGGCAUGGCCAACAUGUUUGCCUAUCACACCCUAGGCUAUGAUGACCUGGACCAGCUACAGAAGGAACCUCAGCCUCUCUACUUUGUCCUUGAACUGGUCCAGGUGCAGCAGCCCAGCGAGUACGACAGAGAGACGUGGGCUUUGAAUGAUGAGGAGAGGCUGAAGGCUGUGCCCGUGCUCCAUGGUCAGGGAAAUAAGCUCUACAAACUGGGAGGCUACCAGGAAGCUGCCAGCAAAUACAAAGAGGCCAUCGUCUGCAUCAAGAACAUCCAGCACAAGGAGAAAGCAUGGGAAGCCCCCUGGCUGAAGCUAGAGAAGAUGGGGAACAUGCUGACUCUGAACUACUGCCAAUGUCUCCUCCGCCUGGAGGAGUAUUACGAGGUCAUCGAACACACCAGUGACAUCAUCAAUCAGCACCCGGGUGAAAUGAAGGCAUUUUACCUGCGAGGGAAGGCUAACAUGGAGGUAUGGAAUGAGACUGAAGCACGGGCUGAUUUUGAGAGAGUUCUAGACCUGGAUCCUGGCAUGAAAAAGGCCGUUAAGAAGGAACUGGCGGUACUCAACAUGAGGAUGGAGGAAAAGAACAUGGAGGAUAAACUGAAGUACAAGGGCAUGUUCUGACAUGGCCCAUGAGAUGUAUAAAUAUGGAGGGAAAGGGUCAAUAUUAAACUGAAUGUUAAAGGGGAAAGGGAAGAUAUAGGGAAAUAAGUGAACGACAGACAGUACAAAUAUUCAUGUUAUAAAUUAUCAUAUGUGAUUGUUACUGACAUUAUUUGUAAAUGUUUUUCUGUAAAA